Callorhinchus milii (elephant shark) is the source of this 2583-nucleotide messenger RNA. RefSeq names its product PRP39 pre-mRNA processing factor 39 homolog (yeast) (gene prpf39). Gene Ontology annotation, cellular component: U1 snRNP; U2-type prespliceosome; commitment complex. Gene Ontology annotation, biological process: mRNA 5'-splice site recognition; RNA processing. Gene Ontology annotation, molecular function: protein binding. The record is from RefSeq and is a predicted model, not a curated record. NCBI's taxonomy places the organism in Eukaryota, Metazoa, Chordata, Chondrichthyes, Chimaeriformes, Callorhinchidae.
GUGACGUGCGCCUGCGCGGCCCGAGCGAGUUGAAGAAAGUGAAAGCGCGGAGGAGGGGAGAGAGAGAGAGAGAGGGAGAGAGAGGCCGAGCGCGCGAGGCGGCCCCGACCCACAGCCCCUCACCGCCCGCAUCAUGGAGUCGGAGAGGAACUCAAAUCAGACUUUAUCAGCACCGAAUGAUAGACUUAACUCUGUGGACGAAAGUGACUUUGAGAAGCCUGGGUGUGAAAACACUGAAGCCACAGUUAAUUCACGUAUUAAAGAUGCAUUGAUGCCAAAUUCUUCUGAUGCAAGUGGAGUCUUUGCUACUGCCGCAGAAAUUGGAGUUACUGACACAAUUGGAGAAGCCACUGCGGAAACAGGAAUAGACUUGAUUGAAGCCUCAGCAUUGCAAGCGGGAUCGCCUGAAGGUUCUGCAUCAAUGGACACAGAAUCUCAACCCGAUAACUCGCCAAAUGAGAGACUAGCAGAGGAUCUAGAGAAAGCAGAACCAGCUGACUUGGAAAAUCAUUUACCUUCAGAGUAUGAAAAGUUUUGGAAAGUGGUUGAAGACAACCCUCAGGACUUCACCGGUUGGACUUACCUGUUACAAUACGUAGAACAAGAAAAUCACAUCUUGGCAGCCAGAAAAGCUUUUGAUAACUUUUUCUCUUACUACCCGUACUGUUAUGGUUAUUGGAAAAAGUAUGCUGAUUUCGAGAAGCGCCAUGGCAACAUGAAGCUGGCAGAAGAGGUAUACAGACGAGGACUGCAAGCAAUACCUCUCAGUGUUGAUCUGUGGCUUCACUAUAUCAGUUUCUUGAAAGAGACCUUGGAUAACAGCAAUGCAGAGACCGGUGCCAAAUUAAAAAGUGUGUUUGAGCACUCUGUGUUAGCUGCAGGGACGGACUUCCGCUCAGACAGACUGUGGGAAACGUACAUCAAUUGGCAAAAUGAAAGUGGAAACCUGGUGGAGGUGACUGCAAUUUACGAUCGGAUUCUUGGUAUUCCAACCCAGCUUUACAGUCACCAUUUCCAAAGGUUCAAAGACCAUGUUCAAAAUCAUUUACCUAAAGAUAUAAUCUGCACUGAGGAUUUCAUGAAACUACGCAGAGAACUAGUAGUCAAAAAUAGCCACUUUGACAAUGAUGGACCUCCAGGGGAUGACGUGGAACCUGGAAUUGAUUUAAAUGAUCCUGCACAGAUUGUUUCUGAAAUCGAGAACAUGCGUCACCGAAUAAUCGAAAUUCGCCAGGAGACGCAUAAUCACAAUGAGAAUGAGGUUAGCAGGCGAUGGACAUUUGAGGAAGGGAUUAAACGACCUUACUUCCAUGUCAAGCCAUUGGAAAAAGCACAGCUAAAAAACUGGAAAGAUUAUCUUGAUUUUGAGAUAGAAAAUGGAACCCUUGAGCGUGUGGUUGUUCUGUUUGAGAGAUGUCUUGUGGCCUGUGCCCUUUAUGAAGACUUCUGGAUAAAGUAUGCAAAGUACAUGGAAAACCACAGUAAUGAAGGUGUGCGGCAUGUUUAUAGCAGAGCCUGCACAGUUCACCUCUGCAAGAAACCCAUGGUACAUUUACUUUGGGCAGCUUUUGAGGAACAACAAGGGAACAUCAAUGAAGCAAGAAGAAUUCUCAGAUCAUUGGAAGAAUCUGUGCCAGGUUUGGCCAUGGUCCGCUUAAGGCGGGUGAGCUUAGAGCGUCGUCAUGGAAAUAUAGAUGAAGCUGGCUUUCUGCUACAAGAUGCUAUUAAAAAUAGCAAAACCCCUAGUGAAGCUUCUUUCUAUGCUGUGAAGUUGGCUCGCCUUUUAUUCAAAGUGGAAAAGAGUCUUUCAAAAGCCAGGAAGGUUCUGGUUGAAGCAAUUGAGCGUGAUAAGGAAAGUACUAAACUAUAUCUGAACUUGUUGGAACUAGAAUACAGUGCAGAACUGAAACUCAAUGAGGAAAAUAUUCUGAAUUGUUUUGAUAAAGCUGUAAGCAGCUCAAUGCCUAUUGAAACCAGGAUAGCUUUCUCUCAGAGAAAAGUUGAAUUUUUGGAGGACUUUGGAUCUGAGGUGAAAAGACUUAUGGUGGCUUAUGAUAAUCAUCAAAAGCUUCUUAAAGAGCAAGAAUCUUCUAAAAGGAAGGCAGAAAAUGGAUCAGAAGAGCCAGGGAAAAAGCACCGACCUGAUGAUGCAUCAUUGGCAUCUACCCAGAUGAUGGGUGGAGACUUGCAGGCUAAUCAGGCUGCAUACCACUACAAUGCUUGGUAUCAGUACAACUACCCAACACCCUGGAACUAUGGGCAGUAUUACCCACCUCCUCCUACCUAACUUUAUAAAAAUCAUUACAGGAUAGGUAUUCGCUCCAAAAGCAAGAAAUAUAAAAUACUUCAUUUUAAUAUCUACAGCUGUGGAAUUAUUUUGUCAAGGAAUCAAAAAAAACUUUAGGCAAAGUUGUUUUGGGGGGGAAGGGGAGUUUACCAUGAUAUAUUUGAAUGGUUUGUGUUUGAAUAAAUUUUAUGAAUUCUCAUAAUGACACCUUUUAGAAUGUGAAAUCUUUUUUAAUUUCUAUUCUCUUCAUACUUUUUGUUAAUAGAAAAAUUAAUUAAAAAAACUGCUGCAGCUGA